AGCGCGCGGUGAUGUCAGUGGCGGCCCAGCUGGCAGCGGCCGGCACUUCCUGUAUAAAGGCGGGCGGGCCGGGCUGCGACUCCCGCGAGCCGGGGUUGGGCUCUGGGCGGCUGGCGGCGGCGGCGGAGCCGUGGGAGGGCUGUCACCUUGGGGAGCCGGGCUCCUGGCGGCUUCCCCCGGGCCGUGCCUUCCGUUCCCCGUCCCCGGCUCCCGGCGUGACAUCGGCGGAGCGGAGAGCUGGAUGUGCGCGCGCGCGCGCGUGCGGGAGCGGAAGAAUGGCAGUGCUCAAACUCUGCGACCAGCCACCACUGGUCCAGGCCAUCUUCAGUGGUGAUCCAGAAGAGAUUCGCAUGCUCAUCCACAAGACCGAAGAUGUGAACGCACUGGAUUCUGAGAAACGAACCCCGCUCCAUGUGGCUGCAUUCCUGGGAGAUGCAGAGAUCAUCGAACUCCUGAUUUUGUCAGGAGCCCGAGUCAAUGCCAAGGACAACAUGUGGCUGACCCCGCUGCACCGCGCGGUGGCUUCCAGAAGUGAAGAGGCAGUGCAAGUAUUGAUUAAACACUCGGCCGAUGUCAAUGCGCGAGACAAGAAUUGGCAGACCCCCCUCCACGUGGCGGCAGCCAAUAAGGCUGUCAAGUGUGCAGAAGUGAUCAUCCCGCUCCUGAGCAGUGUCAAUGUCUCCGACCGAGGAGGGCGCACAGCCUUGCACCAUGCAGCUCUGAAUGGACACAUGGAGAUGGUCAAUCUACUCUUGGCCAAAGGGGCAAACAUCAAUGCAUUUGACAAGAAGGACCGGCGUGCUUUGCACUGGGCAGCGUACAUGGGUCACCUGGAUGUUGUGGCCCUGCUUAUUAACCACGGCGCUGAAGUUACCUGUAAGGAUAAGAAGGGUUAUACCCCGCUGCAUGCUGCAGCCUCCAAUGGGCAGAUCAACGUUGUCAAGCAUCUCCUGAACCUGGGGGUGGAGAUUGAUGAAAUCAAUGUCUACGGAAACACAGCGCUGCACAUUGCCUGCUACAACGGCCAGGACGCUGUCGUGAACGAGCUCAUCGACUACGGUGCUAACGUGAACCAGCCCAACAACAGUGGCUUCACCCCGCUGCACUUUGCAGCGGCGUCCACUCAUGGUGCUCUGUGUCUGGAACUGUUAGUAAACAACGGGGCCGACGUGAACAUUCAGAGUAAGGACGGCAAAAGUCCCCUGCACAUGACGGCUGUCCAUGGAAGGUUCACACGGUCACAGACCCUCAUCCAGAAUGGAGGCGAAAUCGACUGUGUGGAUAAGGACGGCAACACUCCCCUCCACGUGGCCGCAAGAUACGGUCACGAGCUUCUGAUUAACACCUUAAUAACCAGCGGAGCCGACGCAGCCAAGUGUGGAAUCCAUAGCAUGUUCCCCUUACAUUUAGCCGCCCUAAAUGCUCACUCCGACUGCUGCAGGAAGUUAUUAUCAUCUGGACAAAAGUAUAGCAUAGUAUCCUUGUUUAGUAAUGAGCGCGUGCUGUCUGCAGGCUUUGAAAUAGACACCCCAGAUACGUUUGGAAGAACGUGCCUUCACGCCGCUGCCGCAGGAGGCAAUGUAGAAUGUAUAAAACUCUUGCAGAGCAGUGGAGCAGAUUUUCACAAAAAGGACAAAUGUGGGAGGACCCCUUUGCACUACGCAGCUGCAAACUGUCAUUUCCACUGUGUUAAAGCGUUAGUGACCACGGGAGCCAAUGUUAACGAAGCAGACGACUGGGGCCGGACCGCGCUGCACUACGCUGCUGCGUCGGACAUGGACAGAAAUAAGAUGAUCUUAGGAAACGCACAUGACAAUUCUGAAGAACUGGACAGAACCAGGGAAAUGAAGGAAAAAGAUGCCGCAGUCUGCCUCGAGUUUCUGCUUCAAAACGAUGCAAACCCAUCCAUCCGGGACAAGGAAGGCUACAAUAGCGUCCAUUAUGCUGCCGCCUACGGCCAUAGACAAUGUCUGGAACUGCUUUUGGAAAGAACCAACACUGGUUUUGAAGAAUCAGAUUGCGUCGCUCCCAAGAGUCCACUCCACUUAGCGGCUUACAAUGGGCACCACCAAGCCUUGGAGGUCCUUCUCCAGUCACUAGUGGACCUGGACAUGAGGGACGAGAAAGGCCGGACAGCGCUGUACCUAGCGGCUUUCAAGGGCCACACGGAAUGUGUGGAAGCUCUCGUUAACCAGGGCGCGUCCAUCUUUGUGAAAGACAAUGUCACCAAAAGAACUCCACUUCAUGCCUCAGUUGUUAACGGCCACACGCUGUGUUUGCGACUACUACUCGAAAUAGCGGACAACCCGGAAGUGGUGGACAUGAAAGAUGGCAAGGGACAAACCCCACUGAUGCUUGCGGUAGCGUACGGACACAUCGAUGCUGUCUCGCUGUUACUAGAGAAGGAUGCAAAUGUGGACGCCGUUGACAUCGUGGGGUGCACAGCCUUACAUAGAGGGAUCAUGACGGGACAUGAGGAGUGUGUGCAAAUGCUGCUGGAACAAGAAGCGUCGAUCCUCUGUAGAGACUCCAGAGGGAGAACGCCCCUGCACUAUGCGGCUGCUCGGGGCCACGCCACGUGGCUGAGCGAGCUGCUCCAGAUCGCCCUUUCUGAAGAAGAGUGCUGUUUCAAGGACAACCAGGGCUACACGCCGCUGCACUGGGCUUGUUACAAUGGCAAUGAAAACUGCAUAGAGGUACUUCUGGAGCAAAAAUGUUUCCGGAAAUUUAUCGGCAAUCCCUUCACGCCACUGCACUGUGCGAUAAUAAAUGGUCAUGAGAACUGUGCAUCAUUGCUGCUGGGGGCCAUAGAUUCCAGCAUCGUCAGUUGUAGGGAUGACAAAGGCCGGACGACGCUCCACGCAGCAGCCUUCGGUGACCACGCGGAGUGCUUGCAGCUGCUUCUGAGACACGAUGCCCAAGUGAACGCCGCGGACAAUUCAGGGAAGACAGCACUGAUGAUGGCUGCCGAAAACGGGCAGGCAGGCGCGGUGGAUAUUUUGGUGAACAGUGCCCAGGCUGACCUGACUGUGAAGGAUAAGGACUUGAAUACUCCCUUGCAUCUGGCUAUCAGUAAAGGCCAUGAGAAAUGUGCCUUGUUAAUACUUGACAAGAUACAAGACGAGAGCCUCAUUAACGCGAAAAACAGCGCACUGCAGACGCCCCUCCAUAUCGCUGCCCGGAAUGGCCUAAAGGUGGUAGUUGAGGAGUUGCUGGCCAAAGGAGCCUCUGUACUUGCUGUCGAUGAGAAUGGUCAUACCCCGGCCCUGGCUUGCGCUCCUAACAAAGACGUGGCUGACUGCCUGGCCCUCAUUCUGGCUACCAUGAUGCCUUUUUCUCCUCCCAGCACAAUGACGGCUGUCAACCUGGUUUGUUUUAGAAAAGACAAUUUGAGCAGGACGACCCUCCCCUCCAGUCUGGGUCGCAGAGUCAGUCUGUGCAGUAACAACUUGGGCUCUGAGGACGGGUACAACGAAAACGAUUCUGAUUCGGAAACGUUCUGACUUGGGACUGUAAAAGGCAUUUCCUCCAUGACCUGUGUUGCAGAAAGGGGCGGAAGCUUGAAUUCCAGAGUUAUGCUGUAUUCGAGUACUUGAGGCCAAGCUUCCAGAAACCUGUAGAGAGGGAAUCGUCUAACCAAAAGAGGGCAGCUAGGCUGGAGGCUGGAGCACUCGCAGAGAGGCCUGCCUGGGUUGGGUCUUGUUCCCUAUUUUCUUUAGGUGUAAGGUACUUCUGUGAAAGCCUACCUCUGAUUUUAAGUAAGGAAAAUUUCUAAGUGUUUAAUUCUUUGUCUUCGGGGAUAAUGCAACAGAGAGACAAAUGUUCAGUCUAAAGAUUUCCUUUUUCACGUACUCACCAGUGAGUUCUGUGAGGUCUAUCAAGAGCGGAUAGGAAAUGCCUGCACCCUCUUCUCACCCUGGUGUUUACUUCCUCACUAGAAGCCAAAGGUCAAAGUUCACCUUCAGCUGUAAUGCCUAUAAUCACCCUCUUAAGGGAGUCCACCUGACCCCGCCGCCGCCUCAUAGGAAGCAUGUAACUGCCCACAACUUCCUCCCAAGAUCUUGGCUAAAGUUGCCAGAUGAAUGUGAACCUUGACCAUGCUUUCUCGUUAAACACAAAGUAGCACCCAGGACUCUCCUUAAGAAAUCGGUGAGUGAUUUUUCAAUGGAGUAAUGGAUCCCAAAUUUAUGCAAUAGCAUUUCAGGUGAAAUUAAAUUGUGCCAAAACUUGAAACAAUAUGCAAGUCAAGUAGGAAACUGCCGUUUAGUGGGUUUGCCCUUCAAUGAAAACACUGACUUCUGUAAGGGUGUCAGGGCUGGCACUGCCCUUCAGUGGUAGAUUAGGAAAAUAACUGCUCGGUCAAGGUCCUGGCAGAGGAGGGACAGUACUCCUGUAGAAGGGAACGGAGGAAGGGAACGCAGAAACGGUUGAUGUGGAAGCGCAAGCCAAUUGCCCGUUGUGGGUCAUGAAAUCAGCGUGGUGAAUACUGUGUCUGUUCCCUCUGCCAAAGCCUCUAGGUCAAACGGACCCCGCGCUUCACCUGGAACAGCUGUACAAAAGGAAGAAUGAGACUUUAAGAAACACGCAUAUAUACACGCACACGUGUGUAUAUUUAUGUAUGCACUCCAUCCACCAGCUACCCAUGAGGACCAAAACGCUUCUGCCUAAAAUGGGAGAUUUUGAACUUUUUUCUUUCUAAAUGCAAGUGAGGACCGCAGUAGCUUUUCUAUGGGGUUAAAAAUGUAACUUUUUUUUUUUUUUUUUUUGCAUACCAGUCUUUAUUGUAGUUUAUAUUUCUAACGGCACAGAUUUCUAGUUGCUGGCUUGACAUUUGUAACUGAUGAUGAUGUGUUGACCACAGGUUUUGGUUUUUAUGUUGUUUUCAAACUAGAGAAGAUGUCUGUAUACUUUGAUGUAAAUGUGUUUAUAUUUAUUUGAAAUGAAACAAAUGCUGAGGAAAUAUCCACUGUUUAGGCGCUCUCUCUCUCUCUCUCUCUCUCUCUCUCUCUCUCUCUCUCUCUCUCUCUCUCAUUGCUAUGUACCUUACUUAGAAUAAUAAACUAAGUGGGAAAUACCCUCGACCGACUCCAGGCUGGCCAGUAGCUCUGGGGUAAGCCCAGCGUUUCCCACUGACCACCACCAGCUCACCACCAGCUCACCACCAGCUCCCCCUCAGGUUUGCUCCCUGCUUGCCCCAUGCCGUAGCCACGGAGAACCCUCCUGUGAGAUGAAAACUGAUGUCGCAGGUCAUAUACACAAAGGUAGCCCAAAGAAAGACCCAGAGGCUACAGAAACAACACCAAAAAUGUCACAUGGUCCUGGCACUUCAUGGGAACUCUGCCAAGUGUGGACACCGUGCCAAGACAGGGAACCGAAACCAGACACACAGGCAGAGGCCCACGUGCUGUGCUCCACGUGCAGAGGAGUCAGAAAAGCAAUCUGGAGCACUAGGGCCCAGCUUUCCAGUGCUUUCCAGUAGGUUCUGUCUUCUCCCUCGAUUUUUCUGUUUUAUAGUAUUUUGAGAGUUUUAAAAACAGUGCUGCAGCACAUCUGGACAGUGUAUGCUAUUGUUUUUUGUCAAGCUUGGAGACUUUACCCUUACUCAUUUACUAUCCUGGAUUCAGUUAAAAGUCACGUUGUUUCUUCACAUAUGACAACUUGUUUGGAGGUUUUUAUAGAACUGGUAUUGAUUUUAUCAAACAAAUCUUACACCAGCAACAUUUUUUUUUUUUUUUACGUUCUUGGAGUGAAGGUGUGAUGUAUCCCUCCAUCUGUUCCUUUUGUUUAGAGCCGGUGUGAUUUUAACAAGUAGACAGACUGCUAAUGAGCAGCAGUGACCUUAUCUUUAGGGAACCCUGCAGAUUAAGGGAGCUCUCAUGUUGAAGAAGUGUGAUGUACUGUGCUGUCCUGUUCUAGAAGUGAGUGGAAGUCUUGCUGUUGGCGUUUAAAGCAGGAAACGAAAUGCCUGCUCUGGUAGUGUCACAACCGAGAGCAAGGGGAUCACUUCAGCAAAGCACUGUCCUAGCCGGAGCCAUGGAGCUGUGUUGGCCUUCCCUGGCUCUUUCUGAGAGAGGGACGACAGAGGAACACAAUGAAAUCAAGCUUACAAAGAGCCAUUCUUCUGAGUUGGUUGGUCUGUCUGUCUUUCUCUCCUCCUCUGGCUCUGUUCCCAGCCCCCCACAACCCAGUAAGACCAAUCUUUUUUAAAGAAAUAACUUUUAAAAACUAUAACUUCUAUGUUUUUCAGUUGUCUCAUAAAUGUUUGCAACAUUGCUUCCUGAGAAAAAUGUUUUGUUUUUUUUUAAUAGAGUCUGAGUUGCUCAAUGCUUUUACCUAAGUGCAUGGUUUUUAGAGUGUAUGUUAACCACAGCCACAAGGACCAUGUUUGAUUGCACUUACCUAUUCACUGGUGUCUGCUCAACUCUGGUAAAUUCAUUACUAUCUCCAAAUUGCCUAAAGUCCUAGUAAAUAAUAGCUCAGGGGAUUUCUAUUCAUCACUACUAAAAGGGCACCAGAGUAUGUUUUGGUACUUUGGGCAGUCAGCGGCCGCGUGACUGUACGUCUCUCUAGAACAAGCACACCGAUAGAUUUGCCGCACUAGUUACGCUCAUGUGUGCGUGCGUGCGAGCGAGCGCCUUGGUUGGCGCAUCCAUAGCGCUGGUUGAGGAACUCAUCCCUUUGUGGUCUUGUGACAUGACGUUAGAGUGCCUUUCAUAUUUGUAUAUCCUGGAAAUGGUCCGUGAAACGUUUUGUAUUUUUUCAUUUGAGUGUUAUUGGAGCAAUACAAUCCUAGUGAGUUUUCCUUUCUUUGAAUGUACCAAGUGUCUCCUUUCCGGUUUCCCCCCUUCUCUGCUUUGAAAUGAAAAUGCUUAAGUUUUCUAUAGGAAUUAUGUUUGGCUUUGCAGUGCUAAAAAUGCUUUCUUCUUACAGAACUGUAAACCAUAGGUCAGUAUUAUAGAGGAACAGCGUUUUAAGAUAGUGACAAUCUGAGCGUGUGUGUAAAAUGUAAUUUUGUGUGUUUCCUAUGCAGUGAUCUGGGGAUUCAAUGCAAGUAUCCCUUGUUUGGUAGUUUUGUCUACAGACUACGCUUUAGCAUGUGCAAUAUAUCCUUGCAAAGCACGAUGAUACACAUCUUGUGCCAGUGUUAUAUUUUGUAUGACAUAUUUGUAACAACAUAAACUAUUAUGUGAUGAUUUUAGUGGGAUUUUUGUCUGUAUGUUUAAAAUGUAAAUUGGAGUUGAAUGACUUUGGUAAAUGUCAUGAGUGUAAAAAUGAGGAAAAUGGCUUUCAGUUCAGUGAAGGACUUUGAACCAGUCUGACUCUCUCCAAGCACAGUUUAGUACUUUGCAACUACUGAAUGCUUUAAUAAUGGAAUGAAGUACUUACCUGUAAUAUACUAUGGACAUGCAUUCAGAUGGUUAUUUUUACAAAUAAAAACGGUACAAAUAUUGUUGCAA
Messenger RNA from Peromyscus maniculatus bairdii (prairie deer mouse), 7457 nucleotides. The record is from RefSeq and is a predicted model, not a curated record. NCBI's taxonomy places the organism in Eukaryota, Metazoa, Chordata, Mammalia, Rodentia, Cricetidae.